Molecule: messenger RNA, 3777 nt
Organism: Doryrhamphus excisus (bluestripe pipefish)
Lineage: Eukaryota; Metazoa; Chordata; Actinopteri; Syngnathiformes; Syngnathidae
Gene: tox4b
Product: TOX high mobility group box family member 4 b
Biological process (GO): regulation of transcription by RNA polymerase II
Cellular component (GO): nucleus
Molecular function (GO): chromatin DNA binding
Source: RefSeq, a predicted model, not a curated record
GUGACGAUCGGCCACAAUAAAAGAAAACCCCAAAAUCAUUGGUGUUCACCACCCCAGUAAGGAUGACGUUAAAUACGAGCUGAUCGAUUGUACUAAUUUAAAUAUUGUUUAAUUUUUCAGGAUUUUAAUCGUUAACAUAUGAACAUGUAAACACUGUAAGAGACAUUUGAAACAGCAACUCUAUAUGAAACCAGGUUAACUUCUAUUUGUUGAACGCUAUGAAAGCUUGGCGGAUGUGUUUAGUUUUGUCUUUCAAAGUAAAACUACAUGUCAAUGGAAUGUGGGUUUGAGCUUGAUAGUUUGGGCUAAUUAACAGUUUUGUGAAUGUAAAAAAAUUGUUUAGUGUUGUGAUGAAUAUAAAUUGUCAGAUAGUGUUAUUCCACGGAAGAGGACGAGCUCGAGGGAUUUUAUUUUGAACAAACAUUGCUGCAUGUCCGUUUUAGUGUAGUUUGACACAACAGCCCGUGCGGUCCUGGCAUCACUAUAUCGGGUUCCAUUGAUCAGCCUGAGCCGGGCCAGACUGUGGAUUUGGGUCGGAUGCUACGGUCACGCAGAGUUUCCGGUUGCGUCAAGUAGCUUUAACGUGGCUGUCGGUGCUUUGCUGGCUUGUGGGAGCGACAGUCAAGCGGUCGCCGAGUGAGCAACAGCGGCAGUACCCUGUACCGCAGCCUUGCGUCAAAUGCGGCUAAAGCUAAGCCGCCGUAGGGGAGCCACGUUACCUCGGUAGCUAGCCAGUCUGCAGACGGGUUAUUUUUAGGGCGUCCACAUGUUCGAGUCCUCAACUCUCCCUGUUAAUACUGGUUGCGGGAAUUCUCUCUAUUAUCACCCAUAUGACUCCCCAACCUGCAUGUACAAUUAGUGCGCAGAGGUGAGCGAGGACAUUGCGAUUAUUGUUCUCCUGGGAGGUGUCCAAAAAAAAUAUGGAUCUAAAUUUUUAUUCGGAUCUAACGGGUGGAACCGGGCAUCACGAUGGCGAUCCAGAGUUCUUGGACCCGCAGUCCUUCAACGGAUUUGACUCUGACAACAAGUUCCCCGGAGGUAGUGACAACUAUCUAACGAUUUCUGGGACGGCACAUCCUUUCCUCGCUCCAUCAGAGACGUUCCACACUCCCAGUCUGGGCGAUGAGGAGUUCGAGAUCCCACCCAUAUCCCUGGACCCCGAUACGGCGCUCACCGUCUCCGAUGUGGUGUCUCAUUUCGGGGAGUUGUCUGACACCAGCCCUUCUGACAGUGUGGUGGUUCCCGGGAACGCUGUGGUGGAAGGCGAUGACCCGUCCUUUGCCUCCACCUUUGUCCACCCGCCCUCGCAGGGGCUAGAGCACCUUAGUCUUGGGGUCAUCAACCAAUCCGGAGGACCUCUGCUGGGGUCGUCGCUUGGCAUGGAUCUGGGCCAUCCCAUCGGGUCCCAGUUCAGCAGCUCAUCGCCGGUCACCAUCGAUGUUCCUCUGGGAGACAUGAGCCAAGGCCUGCUGGGCUCCAACCAGCUGACCACCAUCGACCAGUCAGAGCUCAGUGCUCAACUUGGGCUCGGCUUGGGAGCUGGGAAUAUUCUACAGCGCCCCGAGUCACCGGAGAACCCUCUGUCAGCCACACCGUCACCCACCAGCUCACUGCAGGAUGACGACAUGGACGACUUCAGAAGGAGCAUCCUGGUGGAGUCCCCCAUCUCUCCGACCUACUCUGCCGGGGUUAUUUCCCUCGACCCCAGUUUGGCUGAGACACCGUUGUCCACUCCCACUGCGGGAAUCUCGGCGGCCAUCAGUCGGAAAGGAGGAGCUGCUGCCGGAGGUGCUGGGAAGAAAGGGAGGAGAAAGAAGGAGGAAAAGAAAGAUCCCAACGAGCCACAGAAGCCUGUGUCGGCAUACGCCCUCUUCUUUAGGGACACUCAAGCGGCCAUCAAGGGACAAAACCCCAAUGCCACGUUUGGAGAAGUAUCCAAGAUUGUGGCAUCCAUGUGGGACAGCCUGGGGGAGGAACAGAAACAGGUUUACAAGAGGAAAAAUGAACUGGCCAAGAAGGAUUACUUGAAAGCACUUGCAGAAUACAGAGCCGGUCUAAAUUCUCAGGCUCCCAUUGAAAUUUUAGAUUCAACGCCUUCGCUGCCUACUCGAGCCCCUUCAACUACUCCAGCACCUGUUGUCACCCCAACGCCGCCCCCAGCAACCCGCCCCACCAGGGCGCAGCAGUACAAUCCCGAGGAGAACACCAUCACCAACAUAUGCACCUCCAACAUCAUCCUGGACCUGCCUCAGGUCACUACGCGCUCCCGCACAGGUGCCAUCAAACCGCAGCCACCUGUCCCCGCCACUGCCCCCAGCCCUCCCACAGUCACCAAGAUCAUCAUCAAGCAGACACAGUUGCCCUCUGGCGCCGUCUCCGUCACAGCAAUGCCCGCCUCAUCGCCUCGCCAACCGCCACCACUACAGCAGAUGCAGAGCACCCCUCCACCGCCACGGCUGCAACAGAUGGUACAUGCCCAGCCUCCGCCCCCUCUACAGGCGAAACCUCGAGGAGGGGGCGCGGCCGCCGCUACAGCUCCUCCUCCCUUGCAGAUCAAAGUGGUCCCGGCGGCUCGCCAGUCAGAUUCCGGCGUGCCGAUAAUUGUGAAGUCGGCGCCCGAAACAUCGGACACAGCAAUGGAGGUGGGACAGUCGACUGCUUUGGUGGCGAAAGGAGAGGAAGUAGUGGACGCCGAGGAGGGGAUGGAGGUGGAGUUGAAUGUUGCACCCGGGCCCACCAUCACGACGGCCGCGGGUCCAAACAUUUGCUUGCGUGCUGGCUGCACCAACCCAGCGGUGGAGAGCAAAGACUGGGACAAAGAGUACUGCAGCAACGAGUGUGUUGCCACUCACUGCAGGGACGUUUUCACAGCCUGGUGCGCCAUUCGAGGGCGGAACUCCACCACCGUCACAUAGUGCCACCAGGACACGCUCCUUUGUGUGUGAAUGAAUGAAUGAAUGAAUGAGUGGUGGCCAUAUGAGGCUCAGGAAUUGGUACUUGUGUUUUAACCAGGCACACCAAUGGCACACCUGGGGGGAGGAACUUCAAGACUCUGCUGCUUUGCACUCUCUCCAGCAGGGGGAGGGGAGGAAUACAUCCAUUAUAUGUAAAAAAGAAAGAGGACAUUUUAUAAAGACAAUGUUUUUUAAUGAACUUGAAGAAACUGUGCAGGGAGGAAAAGAAUUUCCAAUGUUUUUUUUCCGAUAAUUUCAGUGAUUUCACUGUUACAUUGAGGAUCAAUGUUUGUUUGUGUGUGUGUGUGUGUGUGUGUAAUAUCGGUCGGCUCUUGUGUUGUAAAAAGUGCGUUCUAUUGUAAACAACUCCCUGUGAAACAUGGAGCAUCACUUGAUCAUUUCCGCGUGUCAUCUGCAUGGACACAUUUUUUAAAUACAUAUUCAUGACAGUUUGGAGGUGAAAACACAUUUAGGGACUUAGGGGCUUCUAGCACAGUGCAAGGCUCUGAGAACUGGUGCUAUGAUUCAGGAAAGAAAAAACAAAAGCUGUGGUUCACUGCCCAAUGAAAGUGCUCCCGCCUGGAUUAUUUUUUUUUACUUAUUCAGUGUCACAUGGACCACCUGAGAUGUAAAACGAACAAAAAAAAAAGACUUCAGCCCUGUUAACACUACUACUGGAACAUACUUUUCGGUUUUUAAAUUAACAUGAAACAGUAAUAAUGGGAUGCUCGUUUGCUGAGUACAUUGUCAGGAAGGGGCAACUUCACUAUAAAGGAUAAACCUGCAAGUGUUUUCAAUGGUGAAAUAAAAUUGUUUGUUUUAA